GUACCAUUAUCCCGUAUUUAGAGUAAAGACGGUUCGCUUCUCGAUGGCUGGAAGGCACAAGUUCAAGUACGACGACGGAGACGAGUACGACGGCGAGUGGAACGAAGACGGACAGCGUCACGGCUUCGGGAGACUCACGUUCUCCGACAAAACGUCCUACGUCGGCUACUUCAAGGAAGGACUCUGUCACGGGCACGGCGUUCUCAAGCUUUCCGACGGUUCGAGCUACGAGGGCGAGUUUUCGGAGGGAAAAUACGGCGGCUACGGCGUUUUUCGACGAAAGGACGGCAUGAAGUUUGAGGGUCAGUUCGUAGACGGUAAGGUGAACGGUCUCGGACUUGCUACGUUUGCUGAUGGAACAACGGGACGUCCAAAGAACGAAGGAACAUUCCAGGGCAACAGAGUCAUCAACCGAUGCGGAGCUAAAGACGCCAUCAGGAAAGCUCAAGUCGCCGCUCAGACGGCCAAGGUGCAGGCACAAGUAUGAACAGAUAGUCGAGACAUCUGCUGGACAGACUGGACCUUUGAUGUAGAUUAAAUCAUCUAAUUAAACGAUGACAGAUUUCAGGUAGGUGGGUCGUGGUAGCGUUUACCAUGGGCGAGGUAUAGAGAAAUGUGCUGGUAAAUAUAGCAACAUAACGAUGA
This is a messenger RNA of Corticium candelabrum, 645 nucleotides long. RefSeq names its product MORN repeat-containing protein 4-like. Gene Ontology annotation, biological process: response to axon injury. The transcript has 2 exons. Gene Ontology annotation, cellular component: cell projection. The record is from RefSeq and is a predicted model, not a curated record. The coding region runs from base 44 to 487 and encodes 147 amino acids. NCBI's taxonomy places the organism in Eukaryota, Metazoa, Porifera, Homoscleromorpha, Homosclerophorida, Plakinidae.